AUGUCUGUGAGUCAUGCAUGGAUUAUCGCAUCCCCUCCUAGGUUGCUUCGUAUCGCUGACCCGUCGUUGCCCGAUCCGGUCUGAUCAGGACAACUCUACGUGAGUGAGCGAGCACUUUAUCGAGGCGCGCCGCCGGCCUUCCCACACGGUGGUCGAUGUGGCGGGGCGGUGGGAUAUCUUCGCCGCCUGCCUACCCGUCACUUCUCAUUCAUGAUCCUCACCAAUUGCUUCUGAAUGCCACCCACAGCCCCGCCAAGUGCCCCAAAGGAGGCGACUGCACCUGCGGUCAAGCUGGCAAGGUAAGCCUCGUCAAUGACGACGACUCGCGCUUGGCGCUUCAUUUGCGACGGCGCUGGACGAGGCGUACGUCAGCUGACCCCCACCCGUCGGUUGUUCGUUGCAUACAGUGCGGAUCGAGCUGCUCGUGCUCGACCACCCAAGCUUGUGCCUGCAAAGCCGCUGGAGGGUCAGUUAUUCAACGGUCUGAUUGCCCUUCUCGAUGCGGUCGCGAAUAGAGCGCUCUCUCCUGACUCAACGUCCCCCUCGCCUCUUUAUUCCGCGCGCCACAGAACCUCGACGUGCUCGUGCGCCGAGGGUCAAUGCGCCUGCGCCCAAAACAAGGCUGAAGAGCCUGCCAAGUCGUAAGUCGCUGUAAGAUGACACAGGAUACAUUUAGCAUGAAAUCAUCAUGCUCAUGCUGACUCGAUGGAUCCUCUGUUUCUCUACUCGCGCCCGGCCUCCUGUCUAUUUUACCCCUCUCCACAGUGGCUGCUGCAAGUCCAAGGUCUCCGUCUCCACCCCCGCCGUCGUGACGGCCGAAUCAUGCGGCUGCGCCUCCUUCUCCUGCCACUGCGGGGACAACUCUACCUGCUCGUCCUGCGACCGCGGCGCCUCGACCAAGUCGUGCGGCACGGGUCCCCAAGCGUGCUGCAAACCUGGAACGUCGGCCGGUUCGUGCGGUUGCGCUUCGACGUCUUGCACGUGUGGUGAGGACCGCCAGUGCUCGUCGUGCACGCGUUCGAAGGCCAAGUCGUCAUCCAACACCUCAGCUUGCUGUUCGUCGUCCAAAUCGUGCUGCUCCAAGGACGAGAAGUCGACCGGACCUCAAGACUGCUGCAAGUCCGGCUCGUCCGCUGGAACGUGCGGCUGCGAUUCCUCGUCGUGCAACUGCGGUGACAAGUGCACUUGCUCUUCCUGCCCCAAGGGGAAGGGAAAGGCCACUGGUCCUCAAGAAUGCUGCAAGCCCGGCUCGACCGCUGGAACUUGCGGCUGCGACUCGUCGUCGUGCAACUGCGGCGACCAGUGCACUUGCUCGUCGUGCCCCAAAUACAAGAGCAAGUCGACCGGCCCUCAAAGCUGCUGCAAGUCCGGCUCGUCUGCUGGAACGUGCGGUUGCGAUUCCUCGUCGUGCAACUGCGGCGACAAGUGCACUUGCUCGUCGUGCCCCAAGAAUAAGGGCAAGUCGACCGGCCCUCAAAGCUGCUGCAAGUCCGGCUCGUCUGCUGGCACGUGCGGUUGCGAUUCCUCGUCGUGCAACUGCGGCGACAAAUGCACUUGCUCGUCGUGCCCCAAGAAUAAGGGCAAGUCGACCGGCCCUCAAAGCUGCUGCAAACCCGGCUCGACCGCUGGAACGUGCGGCUGCGACUCGUCGUCGUGCAACUGCGGCGACAAAUGCACUUGCUCGUCGUGCCCCAAGAGUAAGGACCAGUCAGCCGGACCUCAAGAAUGCUGCAAGCCCGGCUCGUCUGCUGGAACGUGCGGCUGCGACUCGUCGUCGUGCAAUUGCGGCGACAAGUGCACUUGCUCGUCGUGCCCGAAGGCCAAGACCUCCGCUUGA
Messenger RNA from Microbotryum saponariae, 1837 nucleotides. NCBI's taxonomy places the organism in Eukaryota, Fungi, Basidiomycota, Microbotryomycetes, Microbotryales, Microbotryaceae. The record is from the annotation of a GenBank genome assembly.